GUCUAGCUAAAGAAACGGUCGAUAAACAUCAAGCAGAGCAGCCUUUGAAACUCUACGCAGGCUGGUUUUGCCCGUUUGUACAGCGCGCCUGGCUGGCUCUAGAGGAGAAGGGUAUUCCUUACCAAUAUGUCGAAGGUGAGUUGAAUUCGCUUGACAAUUUGGCUUUACCCAUGACCAAUUACGACAGUGAAUCCUUACCAUAAGCCCGAUUCUCUCAUGCGCUCCAACCCGCGCGGCCUAAUCCCUACUUUGGAAGUUGCCCCCGGCAAAGCCCUCUAUGAAAGUAAUGUCCUCCUCGAAUACCUCGAGGAUGCAUAUCCAGACCACAAACCCCUGAGGCCCAAAGAUCCGUAUCAGCUAGCCCGCUCGCGCAUCUGGACGGAUUUCGUGACUUCCCGCAUCAUCCCCGCCUUCCACUGGCUGCUGCAGUUCCAGCCCUCGUCCUCGGCGGACGGCGAAGAAAAGCUCGACAAGCUGCGCGCCGAGUACCGCGCCAAGCUUCUCGAGUUCACCCGGGACAUGCAUCCUGAGGGUCCGUAUUUCAUGGGAUCUGAGCUCUCUACUGUGGAUCUAGUAUUGAUUCCCUGGGCGGUCAGGCACUGGGUGUUCGACCACUUCAAGGGGGGAUUACGCAUUCCGGAAGAGGGCAAGGGUGGCGAUGAUGAGAAGGCUUGGGUGCGAUGGCGAAAGUGGGUUAAGGCUCUGGAAGCCCGUGGGAGUGUUAAAGCGACCACGAGUGAGACGGAACAUUAUCUGCCCAUAUACAAGAGGUAUGCGGAUGAUGAAGCACAAAGCGAGUUGGCAAAGGCUACCAGGGAGGGGCGAGGCGUGCCGUAGAAAUCUUCUGUCGUGCUGUUGCGAAAUCCGCUUUACGCCUACAGUGAAGGACUUGCCCUUUGACAUGAUAUUUCCUGAGUGUACGAGAUGGUAUCAGAUAUUGUAGAGCCCCACAAGAUCAAUAAAGAGGUUGUUCCCAA
Truncatella angustata is the source of this 977-nucleotide messenger RNA. Its product is annotated as glutathione S-transferase. The transcript has 2 exons. Gene Ontology annotation, cellular component: cytoplasm. Bases 217 to 837 code for a protein of 206 amino acids. The record is from RefSeq and is a predicted model, not a curated record. Lineage: Eukaryota; Fungi; Ascomycota; Sordariomycetes; Amphisphaeriales; Sporocadaceae.